Molecule: messenger RNA, 2856 nt
Organism: Zymoseptoria tritici IPO323
Lineage: Eukaryota; Fungi; Ascomycota; Dothideomycetes; Mycosphaerellales; Mycosphaerellaceae
Product: DNA replication licensing factor MCM6
Exons: 3
Coding region: 1-2856 (951 amino acids)
Biological process (GO): mitotic DNA replication; double-strand break repair via break-induced replication; DNA replication initiation
Cellular component (GO): nucleus; MCM complex
Molecular function (GO): single-stranded 3'-5' DNA helicase activity; single-stranded DNA binding; ATP binding
Source: RefSeq, a predicted model, not a curated record
AUGCGGUCAGACGAUACGCCCAGAGAGCCACGAAGCGAUGCGACAGCAGGACGAAGACGACAGGCUCGCUCCUCAUCCCGUCCCAGAGGCCCGCCCUCAGUGAGCACCCCGGGCAUGCACAGCGAGAUCGAUGGUUUCGCAGAUGAUGAGGUCGUCGGACGAAGAGGAUUGAGGCGAACGAUGCUGCCGGGUGCUCAGGAUGUUCCACGAGUUGUUGAUACCACCGCGGAGACUUUGGGAAUUCAGUUUGAGCGCUUCCUGGAAGAUUUCGUAGAAGAUCCCACACCAUCAGCUGGACCGACCUCAAGUGCGGUGACCUCGGACAAAUACUACAUUGCGCAAAUCCACGGAAUGGCUCAGUUCGGGCUUUCCACGCUCUACCUCGACUUCACACAUCUGAUGGACCACUCGACAGGCGUACUCGCUCAGGCCAUCCAAGACGACUACUACCGCUUCAACCCGUACAUGCUUCGCGGGCUGAACAACCUUAUCGCAAAAUACGAGCCAAACUACUACAGAGCGCACAGACAGCCAGGCUCCACAACAGCGAGGACAGACACAUCUCUUGCUACACAGAGCCUGAGCGAGGAGCAGAAUAUCGAGAAUAAGACUCCAAACCAGCAAACGGACAAGAUUUUUACGAUUGCGGUGUACAACUUGCCAUUGGUCUCACGCGUCCGCCAGUUGCGGACAGAGCAGAUUGGAAAACUCGUUUCCAUCUCCGGAACUGUGACGAGGACAUCAGAAGUGCGACCCGAGCUGCACUUGGCGACAUUCAUCUGCGAGGCCUGCAACAGCGUCAUUCCCGAUAUCGAGCAGAUCUUCAAGUACUCGGAACCUACACAAUGUCCCAAUGUGACUUGCAUGAACCGACAAGGCUGGCGGCUUGACAUCCGGCAGAGCACAUUUAUCGAUUGGCAGAAGGUCCGGAUACAGGAGAACAGCUCGGAGAUUCCGACAGGCAGCAUGCCGAGGACAAUGGAUGUGAUUCUCCGAGGAGAAAUGGUCGACCGAGCAAAGGCCGGCGAGAAGUGCAUAUUCACAGGCACGCUGAUUGUUGUGCCGGACAUCAGCCAAUUCCGAGUGCCAGGUGUGAGACCGCAAGCCGUGCGCGACACACAGGCACCUCGCGGAGGUGAUGUCGGUGGUAAUGGAGUGAGCGGACUGAAGGCACUCGGUGUGCGAGACCUCACGUAUCGAAUGGCAUUCCUUGCAAAUAUGAUAACGCCGGACACAUCUACGCAAGGCCAGCGAGCGACGCAGAACCUCAAGGGCCAGGCGAGCAGCAUCAUGCAGUCUUUAAUGCAGAGUUCAGAUGCAAGCGACGAGACUGGCGAGAAGGCACAACAGGAGUACCUCGACACCCUCACACCAGCCGAGAUUGACGAAUUGCGACAAAUGGUUCAGUCAGACAACAUUUACAUGCGACUUGUAGACUCCCUUGCACCCAUGGUUUACGGCCACACGGUUGUGAAGAAGGGACUACUGCUGCAGCUGAUGGGAGGCGUGAGCAAAGUCACCCCAGAAGGCAUGGCACUCCGUGGAGACCUCAACAUUUGCAUUGUUGGGGACCCCAGUACCAGCAAGUCGCAAUUCCUCAAGUACAUCUGCUCGUUCAUUCCUCGCGCGGUCUACACGUCAGGCAAGGCGUCCUCGGCGGCUGGUCUGACGGCGGCUGUGGUCAAGGAUGAGGAGACUGGCGAGUUCACUAUCGAAGCUGGUGCGCUCAUGCUGGCUGACAACGGGAUCUGCGCCAUCGACGAAUUCGACAAGAUGGACCUUGCGGAUCAGGUCGCCAUUCACGAAGCCAUGGAACAGCAGACCAUCUCCAUCGCAAAGGCCGGCAUUCAAGCGACUCUAAACGCUCGCACCAGUAUUCUUGCGGCAGCCAACCCAGUCGGAGGCCGUUACAACCGCAAGACCACAUUGCGAGCAAACAUCAACAUGAGUGCACCGAUUAUGUCUCGUUUCGAUCUGUUCUUCGUUGUCCUCGAUGAAUGCAACGAGCAGGUCGACGAGCAUCUAGCGAAGCACAUUGUCGGACUCCACCAGCUGAAAGACGAGGCCAUCGAGCCGGAGUUCAGCACCGAGCAGCUCCAGCGAUACAUCCGAUUUGCGCGUCUCUUCCAACCCACCUUUACCGAUGAGGCAAAGACUUUCUUGGUGCAAAAGUACAAGGAGCUCAGGUCUGAUGAUUCGCAAGGAGGCAUCGGCCGGAACUCGUACCGAAUCACCGUGCGUCAAUUGGAGUCUCUCAUUCGACUCAGCGAGGCGAUCGCAAAGGCCAAUUGUCUGGACACUGUCACACCUGUCAUGGUCGAUGAGGCUUUCAAGCUUUUGCAGCAGAGUAUCAUCAGUGUUGAGAAGGACGAUGUCGAGUUUGAAGAAGAGGAAGACGCCGCUACUGCUGGAGCUGCCGAUCAAGAUGGCGACGAGCAGAUGGACAAUGAUGCAGAGCCAGGAGCUGACGAAGACGCACCUGCAUCAGUCCGUGCUUCACAGACGCCGGCUCCAGCACCCCGACCAAAGACACAAAUCAAGUAUGACGACUUCAUCAAGAUUCACAACAUGCUGCUGCGGAGGGUCAAUGACGAUCAGACCGCAGCGGAAGAUGGUGUCGAGGAGGAAGACCUGCUGGUGUGGUACUUGGAGCAAAAAGAGGAGGAGCUUACGAGCCAAGAGGACAUGGAGGACCAGCGAAAGCUGGCGAAGAAGGUGCUGAAGAGAAUGGUCAAGGACAAUGUGCUACUGCAAAUCCGCGGCGAAGGCCUCGCAGACGAAGAGGGCGAGGGCCUGGAGCAGAGCAACAAGGUCGUCUAUGUCGUACAUCCCAAUUGCUCGGUGGAUGACGUGUAA